Molecule: messenger RNA, 903 nt
Organism: Drepanopeziza brunnea f. sp. 'multigermtubi' MB_m1
Lineage: Eukaryota; Fungi; Ascomycota; Leotiomycetes; Helotiales; Drepanopezizaceae
Biological process (GO): vesicle fusion; endoplasmic reticulum to Golgi vesicle-mediated transport
Cellular component (GO): ER to Golgi transport vesicle membrane; SNARE complex; endoplasmic reticulum membrane
Molecular function (GO): SNAP receptor activity; SNARE binding
Source: RefSeq, a predicted model, not a curated record
AUGUUCAGCCGCCUUCGAGCCACCCUGGCCUGGGCUGGGCUGGCCAGGGUUGUCCUCUCAUAUCGAUGGCAUUAUACGGAAAAUAGAGUCAUCGUCCAAACCCUCCGUCCCAACCUGCCAUUCCCGCACCACUCCACUCGCCACGUGUCGGCUUCGGCUUUCAAGAUGAAUACCCUCUUCAACACCGCCCUCAAGCAAUCCACCUCUCUCAAACGCGACCUCUCCUCGCACGCAGCAGGCCAACCGCUCUCUCCCUCCUUCCUGGGCCAGAUCUCCGCCUCCCUGACCUCGUUCUCGCGUACCCUCGACUCCUACGCCGACCUCCUCAAGACGGAACUCAACCCCUCCAAGAAAGAAAAGGCCGAAGAGCGCCUCAGGUCCUUCCGCGCCGAGCUGCAGUCCUUCCGGGAAGAGUUCAAGGAGCUGAAGCUGCAGAACGAUGAUGUGCAAAACAGCGUGAACAGGCAGGAGCUGCUCGGCCGGCGCCCGCACCAUACCGCCACGCCCGACAACCCGUACUCCAACGCCGCCGUCUCGGCCAGUGCGAAUGUCGCCUCGCCCUGGGCGCCGGCACACGGCGGGCAGAGCAGUCUGAGCAUGCAGUCCGGGGACCAGGCGCGGGAGGACCACGCGCUGCGGGAGCAGAACUUCUUCGCCAACACGCACACGGCGCUGGACGAGUACCUGGCCCGGGGCCAGGCCGUGCUGGGCGAUCUGGGACAGCAGAGGGAGAUGCUCAAGGGCACGCAGCGAAGGCUGUACAGCGUCGCCAACACGCUCGGGGUUAGCGGUGAUACGAUACGCAUGAUUGAGCGGAGAGCGAAGCAGGAUAAGUGGAUCUUCUGGGCGGGUGUGCUGAUCUUCUUUGGGUUCUGUUGGCUGGUGCUGCAUUACUUGCGGUGA